Messenger RNA from Cavia porcellus (domestic guinea pig), 4547 nucleotides. It is a transcript of the gene Atp13a4, whose product is annotated as ATPase 13A4. The record is from RefSeq and is a predicted model, not a curated record. NCBI's taxonomy places the organism in Eukaryota, Metazoa, Chordata, Mammalia, Rodentia, Caviidae. The transcript is spliced from 30 exons. Bases 265 to 3855 code for a protein of 1196 amino acids. Gene Ontology annotation, cellular component: late endosome membrane; endoplasmic reticulum membrane. Gene Ontology annotation, biological process: intracellular calcium ion homeostasis; polyamine transmembrane transport. Gene Ontology annotation, molecular function: ATP binding; P-type ion transporter activity; ATPase-coupled monoatomic cation transmembrane transporter activity.
GCCUCCUUUGAGGCAGCUGCUCUGCGAGUGUGGUAAGCAAGGAACAGCCAGAAAUUCCUCCUAGCCGGGGUGACUCGUGGGAGGAGUUUAGUCUGCUAAGUAUUGUCAUUUGCUGAGAGAAGGUGUGUGCUCAGGAAGGAAUGUAACCUGGAGGAUCAUUAACCCUUUUAGCCAGUUGGGCACAGCAGUCACGGUGGCUGUGCAAGUUCGUCCUAGAAGUGUCUGCUCAGGAGGGUCAGGGAGGAAGAGUGGCAUCACUUUUUCAUGGGGGACAACUGUGGGAAGGAGCAGAAGGCGGUGCUCAAUGAAGGACAAGAAAAUGAGAUGGAAAUAUUUGGCUAUCGGACUCAAGGCUGCCGGAAAGCCCUCUGUUUUGCUGGAUCCAUCUUCUCCUUUGGACUUCUCCCCUUGGUGUUUUACUGGAGACCGGCCUGGCAUGUUUGGGCAAACUGUGUCCCAUGUUCCUUGCAAGAAGCAGACAUUGUUUUGCUGAGGACGACAGAUGAAUUCCAGACUUACUCUUGGAAAAAGGUAACAUGGAUCCACCUAUCAACAUUAAGCAGUGCUUUUGGUCUCACUCCUGGACACCCCCUCAUUACAGAUGAGGAUUUUGUCAUAAAUAGAGCCAUCCAGAAGCCUGGACUAAAGGUGAGAUGCAUAAAAGUGCAGAAAAUAAGAUAUGUUUGGAAUAAUUUAGAAGGACAGUUUCAAAAAAUUGGAUCUCUGGAAGACUGGCUCACUUCUACCAAGAUACAUCUAAAAUUUGGAUCAGGUCUAACCAGAGAAGAACAAGAGAUUAGGAGGCUAAUAUGUGGGCCUAAUACUAUUGAUGUUGAAAUCACACCUAUUUGGAAACUGCUCAGCAAGGAGGUUUUAAAUCCCUUUUACGUAUUUCAACUCUUCAGCGUCUGUUUAUGGUUCAGCGAAGACUACAAGGAAUACGCUCUGGCCAUCAUCCUUAUGUCCAUCAUUUCCAUAUCGUUGACUGUCUAUGACCUCAGACAGCAAUCUAUGAAACUCCACCAUCUAGUUGAAGCACAUAAUAGCACUACAGUUUCUGUAUGUGGGAGAAAAUCUGGAGUCCAAGAGCUGGAGUCACGCUUCUUGGUACCCGGAGACUUGUUAAUUUUGACAGGGAACAAAGUGCAAAUGCCGUGCGAUGCCAUUCUGAUCGAUGGCAGCUGUGUGGUAGAUGAAGGAAUGCUCACAGGAGAAAGUAUCCCAGUCACCAAAACUCCACUACCCAAGACAGACAGCCCUCUGCCCUGGAAAACGCAGAGCGAAGCGGAUUAUAAGCGGCACAUCCUCUUCUGCGGAACAGAGGUGGUCCAGGCCAAGCCAGCUUGCUCCAGGACGGUGAGGGCAGUGGUGCUGCAGACGGGAUUCAACACUGCAAAGGGGGACCUUGUGAGAUCUAUUCUUUAUCCGAAGCCAAUGAGUUUUAAGCUCUACAGGGAUGCCAUCAGGUUCCUCUUGUGCCUCGUGGGGACAGCCACCAUUGGCAUGGUCUAUACUCUGUGUGUUUAUGUUCUCAGUGGGGAAUCUCCAGAGGACGUGGUGAAGAAGGCCCUGGAUGUGAUCACCAUUGCGGUUCCUCCCGCCCUACCUGCUGCCCUGACCACAGGCGUCAUCUAUGCCCAGAGGAGGCUGAAGAAGAGAGGCAUCUUCUGCAUCAGUCCCCAGAGAAUCAACGUGUGUGGACAGCUAAAUCUUGUCUGCUUCGACAAGACAGGCACCCUAACUUGUGAUGGCUUGGAUCUCUGGGGAGUUGUACCUUGUGACAGGAAUGGCUUCCAGGAAGUGCACAGCUUUGCUUCAGGUAAGGCUUUGCCGUGGGGCCCCCUGUGCGCGGCCAUGGCCAGCUGUCACUCUCUUGUCCUGCUCAAUGAGACCAUCCAAGGGGACCCUCUGGAUCUCAAGAUGUUUGAAGCCACCACCUGGGAAAUGACUGCAUCUGAAGAGGAUUUCCACCUCAAGGGAGUGCCAGCUAAUGCGAUGGUAGUUAAGCCCUGCAGAACGGCCAGCCAGGUCCCGGUGGAAGGCAUCGCAAUCUUGCAUCAGUUCCCAUUCUCAUCAGCCCUGCAGAGGAUGACCGUCAUUAUCCAAGAGAUGGGUGGUGACCGACUGGCAUUCAUGAAGGGUGCACCAGAGAGGGUGGCCAGCUUUUGCCAGCCCGAGACAGUACCAACCAGUUUUGUUAGUGAACUCCAGAUUUACACGACACAAGGGUUCCGGGUGAUAGCACUGGCCUACAAGAAGCUUGAAGCUGACCACCACACAGCUGCCCUAACGAGGGAGAAGGUAGAAUCCAACCUGGUAUUUCUGGGAUUACUCAUCUUGGAGAAUCGAUUGAAGGAAGAGACCAAACCUGUCUUGGAAGAGCUUAUCUCAGCACGGAUAAGGACCGUGAUGAUCACAGGUGACAAUCUUCAGACAGCAAUAACAGUGGCCAGAAAGUCUGGGAUGGUUUCCGAAAGCCAGAAAGUCAUCCUCAUUGAGGCAGAGGAAACCACCGGAGCCUCGUCAGCAUCUAUAUCUUGGAAAUUAGUGGAAGAGCAGAAACACAUUGCGUGUGGGAAACAGGACAAUUACAUUAACAUCAGGGAAGUGUAUGACAAUAGCAAAGAAGGAAGCUAUCAUUUUGCUCUAGAUGGAAAAUCCUUUCAAGUGAUAAGUCGAUAUUUCAGCAGCCUCCUGCCAAAGAUACUGAUCAAUGGGACGAUCUUCGCGAGAAUGUCUCCCGGACAGAAAUCCAGUCUGGUGGAAGAAUUUCAGAAACUGGAUUACUUUGUAGGUAUGUGUGGUGAUGGAGCCAAUGACUGUGGGGCUUUGAAAAUGGCCCAUGUGGGCAUCUCUUUGUCAGAACAGGAAGCUUCUGUGGCCUCACCGUUCACUUCUAAGACUCCGAACAUUGAGUGUGUACCUCACCUUAUCAAGGAAGGACGUGCGGCUCUCGUCACCUCAUUUUGCAUGUUUAAGUACAUGGCUCUAUACAGCAUGAUUCAGUAUGUUGGCGUUCUGCUGCUCUACUGGGAGACAAACAGCCUUUCAAACUACCAGUUUCUGUUCCAGGAUCUGGCCAUUACAACCCUAAUCGGUGUAACAAUGAAUCUGAAUGGUGCCUACCCAAAGCUGGUGCCUUUCAGACCUGCAGGACGGCUGAUUUCCCCACCUCUGCUGCUCUCUGUCAUCCUCAACAUCCUCCUCAGCCUGGCCAUGCAUAUUGUGGGCUUUGUCUUGGUGCAGAAACAGCCCUGGUAUUCCAUGGAGUUGCACAGUGCCUGCACAGUGCAAAAUCAAAACAUCUCAAAGUUAACCAUCUUUCCAACUGCUCCAGAAAAAACUGGAGCUAAUGGUUCCUACACAAGUUAUGAGAACACUACUAUAUGGUUCUUGGGAACAAUCAAUUGCAUUAUCGUGGCUCUCAUCUUCUCCAAAGGAAGACCAUUCAGGCAGCCCACCUACACGAACUAUGUAUUUGUCCUUGUGGUGAUUUUACAGCUGGGUGUGUGUUUAUUCAUUCUAUUUGCUGAUAUUCCGGACUUGUACAGGCGUUUGGAUCUGCUCUGCACUCCUGUCCUGUGGCGGGUCUGCAUUGUCAUCAUGCUGAGCUCCAACUUCCUUGUGUCCCUGUUCAUGGAGGAGACUAUUAUUGAAAACCGAGCUCUAUGGAUUGGGAUCAAAAGAUGCUUUGGUUAUCGAUCAAAAAGCCAAUAUCGGGUAUGGCAGCAGAGCUUGGCAGAGGACUCCAGCUGGCCUCCACUCAAUCAAAUCUUCUACUCUGACAUGCCGGGGUGCGGCCGGGUGGCGUCCUACAGCAAUCCCGUGUUUGAGAGCAACGAGGAACAGCUUUGAAGGAACAGUGACAUCCAAGCUACUGCCAAGAAACAAGGAGAAAGGGACCUGUUUCAAGUGAUGUUAGAACAAUGAGGCUCCUACCGUUUCAGCAGGAGUUUGGGGAUACCUAUCAAAUCACGGUGACCAAAUUAAAGUCUGUUUGAUAAAAUAUUUCUUACAAAGAAGAACGCUGCCCACAGAAGAGCGCUUUCCUCUUGGCUUCUGAAUGAUUUGGACACAGCUAAUGAACCAUGAUCAGGCCAAGGACUGAAGUAAGCCAAGAGAUUGGGAAGCCAAGGGAGGAAAAUACGUACUCUGUCUCUUUGUUUUUCAUUUUGUUUUGUUUUGUUUUCAGUGCUAGGACUUUGAGCACACUAAAUAAGCACACUGUAACACUGAGCCACACUGACAGACUGUGCGAUUUCUCUCUUUUUGGAUAAUAGUCCUUCUAAAUGAGUUGAGGGGAGUCAGACUGUGUAUAUGCAUAGAAUUGUAACAUGGUAAAGAUCAUUUUAAAAGUUUCACUUCACUGAUGAAAAAUUAAUUCAUGGGCGCCAUCACAUCAAUUUUCACUGUCUGGUUUCCUUUCCUUAGUGGUACUUUUCAGAUCUGAGGAUUUUUUCUUGUUUCUACCCUUCCCCUGCAUAUCAUUAAGGAUAAAUGCAGCCUAUGCUGUACUAAUAAACAAGCCCCAUAGCUCAGCGCCCGAA